AUGUUACCAUACUCUGUUGUACUACAUAUAUACAUAAUACAUAGACCAGGCAAGAGUUAUAGAGAUAGAAAUAGCAUUAAUAUGGUCAAAUCAUACCAACGUUUUGAGCAGGCGUCCGUAUUUGGUGUCAUCAGUUCCAAUUCCAACUGUGUUUGGCUACCUUCGACGUCUUCCAAGAAAUCACAUCCCGGCCAAAUAAUUACUGGGGCACUCGAGAACGUUAAUAUAUGGGAUCUAAAGACUGGUGAGUUGGCUAGUUUCUUAAAUGAUGGUUUGGUACCACCACCAGGGUCAGUGGAUGCUAAAUCUUCAAAACCUGCAGAGACGACUUUCCUACAACAUCAUAAGGAAACUAAUCUAUUAGCAGUUGGUUACAAUGAUGGGGUCGUGAAAGUUUGGGAUCUUUAUUCCAAGACAGUUCUCUGUAACUUGAAUGGCCAUUCAUCUGCCAUAACAGCCUUGAAGUUUGAUACAUCUGGUACCAGAUUAAUUUCAGGUUCCAGAGAUUCUAACAUUAUUGUUUGGGAUUUAGUCAGUGAAGUAGGUCUUUAUAAAUUGAGAUCUCAUAAGGAUGCAAUUACAGGAAUCUGGUGUAAUGAAGUUACGAACAACAACCAAGAGGAGAAUGAAUUGGAUUGGCUAAUUAGUACUUCCAAGGAUGGGUUAAUUAAGAUUUGGGAUUUGAAAAUUCAACAAUGUGUGGAGACUCAUAUUGCUCAUACUGGGGAGUGUUGGUCUCUUGCUGUGAGGAAUGAUUUAGUCAUUACUACUAGUUCUGAUUCUCAGGUUAAAUUUUGGCAAUUGAGUCUACAGGAUGAUACUGUACCAAAUGGUUCUAAAUUAAUUGAAAAGGGAAUAUAUGAAAAGCAAAGUAAGCAAAGAGGUCUUAAUGUUGAAUUUAUCGAUAGUAUAGAUGGUGUUGGUUUCUUUUUAAUCCAGAAUGCAGACAGAACAGUGGAAAUCUUCAGACUAAGAAAAGAGGAAGAAAUAUCCAAAGCCUUAAAGAAAAGAGAAAAAAGAUUAACAGAAAAGGGUAUGACUCCUGAUGAAAUCAAGAAAUCACUAGAAGAUUCAUUUGUAUCCAUGAUGAUGCACCCAUUCCAAAUAAUAAGGUCUAUUUACAAAGUGAAGGCUGCUACAUGGACGAUUGCGACAUCUACCAAACUUGAGUUAACUGUGACUACUGCCAAUAAUACUAUUGAAUAUUAUUCUAUCCCAUACGAAAAAAGAGAACCCACGCAGCCAAUAGCGAACAAAUUAUACAACGUUGAGUUGCAAGGUCAAAGGACUGAUAUUCGUUCUAUUGAUAUUAGUGAUGAUAAUAAAUUAUUAGCCACAGCCUCAAAUGGUUCAUUAAAGAUUUGGAAUUUGAAAACGAAAUUGUGUAUUAGAACCUUUGAAUGUGGAUAUGCACUAACAUGUAAAUUCUUGCCCGGUGGAAUGUUAGUCAUCAUCGGUACUAGAGCUGGUGAAUUACAACUAUUUGACUUGGCUUCUUCCACCCAGAUUGCCAACAUUGAAGAAGCUCACGAUGCAGCCAUCUGGUCAUUGGAUUUAACAAGUGAUGGUAAAAGAUUAAUUACCGGUUCUGCUGAUAAGAGCGUUAAAUUUUGGAAUUUCCAAUUGGAGCAAGAAUUGGUUCCUGGUACUUCAGAUAAAUUUGUACCUAAAUUAGGACUACAUCAUGAUACUACGCUAGAAUUGAGUGAUGAUAUUCUCUCGGUUAGAGUAUCUCCCGAGGACAAAUUCCUUGCCGUGUCUCUUUUAGAUAACACAGUGAAAGUUUUCUUUUUGGAUUCUAUGAAAUUUUUCUUGAGUUUAUAUGGACAUAAAUUACCAGUGCUAUCCAUAGACAUAUCGUUUGAUUCCAAGAUGAUCAUUACCUCAUCUGCUGAUAAGAACAUAAAGAUCUGGGGGUUGGAUUUUGGUGAUUGUCACAAAUCAUUAUUUGCUCAUCAGGAUUCUAUUAUGAAUGUAAAGUUUGUUCCUGAGUCACAUAAUUUCUUUAGUUGUUCCAAGGACGGUAUUAUUAAAUAUUGGGAUGGUGACAAGUUUGAAUGUAUUCAGAAAUUAGCUGCUCAUCAAAGUGAAGUUUGGGCCUUGGCCAUUGCUAAUGAUGCAUCAUUUGUUGUUUCAUCUUCGCACGAUCAUAGUAUCAGAAUUUGGGAAGAAACUGAGGAUGAAGUAUUUUUGGAAGAAGAGAGAGAUAAAGAAAUGGAGGAACAAUAUGAGGAUACAUUGUUAGCAUCAUUGGAAGAAGGUAAUGGUGACGACGCAUUUAAGGGAGAUACUAAGGGUGCCACCAACGUAGAAUUCGACGAAGCUACUGAUGUUCACAAGCAAACAAUGGAAUCGCUAAAGGCAGGUGAGAGAUUGAUGGAAGCUUUUGAUUUGGGGAUGGCUGAAAUUGAAUCAUUUGAAGAAUAUGAUAAGAAUUUAAAAUUAUGGCAAAGGAAAAAGACUGGUGAACCACCAAUCAAACCUCAGGGAAAUGCCAUCUUAAUUGCUAUUAAAAAGACACCAGAAGAAUAUAUAAUGGACACACUGAUAAGGAUCAAACCAUCACAACUGGAAGAUGCCCUGCUUGUGUUGCCAUUUUCUUAUGUUUUGAAAUUUUUGAAGUUCAUCAAUAUUGUCAUUGGUAAUAAGAAGAUGUUGAAUAAUCAUCUUGCAUUGAUUUGUAAGAAUUUGUUUUUCAUCGUUAAGUCGAACCAUAAGGAAUUGGUGAGUCAAAAGAAUGAAGUUUUGAAAUUGCAAAUAACUAAGGUCAAGAAUGAAUUAAGAAAUGCCUUAAAGGCUAAUGAAGAUGAUCUUGGGUUUAAUAUUCAAGGUAUGAAAUUCAUUAAACAACAAUGGAACUUGAGACAUAAUCUUGAAUUUGUUGAUGAAUAUGAUCAAAAGAGUCACGAGGACAAGAUGGCCAAGAAGAGAACUUUUGGAACCCUCGUAUAA
Molecule: messenger RNA, 2952 nt
Organism: Naumovozyma castellii
Lineage: Eukaryota; Fungi; Ascomycota; Saccharomycetes; Saccharomycetales; Saccharomycetaceae
Gene: DIP2
Product: snoRNA-binding rRNA-processing protein DIP2
Exons: 1
Coding region: 1-2952 (983 amino acids)
Source: RefSeq, a predicted model, not a curated record